AGUGGUGGAUUUGCUUCUUAGUUCUUAUAAAGAAUCAAUUACCGCCUUUGCCAAUACAUACUCCCCAUUCAUCGAAACACUUUAAUGCCAAGUCUGGACUAAAAGUGCUAAUAUACUUAAACGGAAUAAUUAGCGGAAGAACAUCUAUCUACUAUAUGCUUUGCUUUAUCUCAAAGAGAGCGCGCGAACCAGAAAGCAACCCGAGUUUCUCAUUUUUGGGGUUUAGGGUUUUUGCAAUUUUCCUUCACAUGGAGGCACCAAAUAGUCCUGUCUCUAAUCAGCCUCCUCGCAGCUCCACCUCCUCUUCUUCCUUCCUCAGAGAAGUUCACUUAUACGAUUGGUGGUUGAUUAAAGCCGAAGAUGAUGCUGGAGGCAAGCAAUUGGCUGUUGAAGGUUUCACUUGUAAAGAGAGACCAGAUGAUAGACUUUUCACCUCCACAGCAAUUGCGAAGAGGCAUGAUACCGUCACUUUAGUGACAGUGGAUGGCAUCACCAUUCUUGUUAGCGGUUUAAUAAAUAGGGUUCAGACUCUUCAAAAUGGGUUCUCGUCAGAGGUUUGCAACCAGUUCCUUAUUGGAUUUCCAUACAACUGGAAAGAAUCGGAUGCUCUAUCAUUUGGAGAAUCAACCAAUGAAGAUGCAGCCUUUGGAAUUCCUGGUUUCUCAGAGUCAAAAGCAUCAGCUGAUCGCACAAGUAGCUCCUUCUCUAUGCCUAUUGAUCAUCUUCCCGCCACUGUUUUACGAGAUAUCUUAAUAUCGAGUGCUGGUAAUCCAGAAGGCGGGAUGCUAAGAAAGAGUAUUUUUCGUGAAAUAGUGCAGAAAUAUGGCACCAAUGCUUUUAAUAUUGGUGAAGCCUCUUGUUUGAACCAAAAAAGUAGUAAUCAGGUCACAACCGAAGAUCCUUCUUUGAAUGAAAAUCCUAUUCAAAAGAAGAAAGCUAAAACUAACUGGAAGCAAGAGGAUAGCUGUAUACCAGAUGCAAAAUCUGGAAAAGAAGACUUUCAGCAAGCUACUCCGGAGGAUAUACCAGAAAAGAGUGUUUUGAGUAGAAUACUACAUAAAAGUGGUGACAAUGCUUCUAUCCUUGGUGAAAAUUCUUCUUUGAACCAAAAAAGUGGUACUCAAGUCAUAAGCAGAAGUCUUUUACUGGAUGAAACUGCUUAUCAAAAGAAGAAAGCUGCAGCUAGUUUGAAGAAUGAAGAUGAUAACCAUGUGCCCGAUGCACAAAGUAGAAAAGAAGUGCUUCAGAAAUGUAAUGAUGAGAGUGGAGCUGGCAUUGAUAACAAUAGCUUAAGGAGCAGCCCUUUCAUAAGAAGUUUAGCUAGCCUUUAUAAGAAAACCACAAUUAACUGGAAGGAAGAAGAAAAGAGAAAUGUGCAUAAAGUAGAAUUUUAUAGGAAAUUUUGGGAUACUUAACCAUGCCACUACCUCGAGUAAUUGUUCAUUGACAAGAAGUAGAGCUCAAAAACAAGUUUAAGCAACAAGUUCAAGAAGGAAAUAGAUUUUUGUUAAAGGUGUUAUCGGAGUUCCGUUGUGCAGAUUAACUACCUCUGGAGACUGGGGAACCAUUCUUGUUCAAAUUUUGAAGGUUAUGUUUUGUUAUGGAUUGCAUAACACCUCCUUGUCUCUUCUUCUAAAUGUCAAUCUAGCAUUUUCAAUUUUUCCUUUUUGUGUUCCUCUUAAGAAGAUGGUGAUCGUGCUUGGACCAAGAGGUAUUAAGAAGAUUAAGCAGUUUCAUUAUGUGACAGGGUACUUCAAUGCUACUGCUGUAAUUUGCACUUUGUCAAAGUUAUUCCAUACGUUAGACAUCUUGCUUGGCAUUCCAAAUUUCCAAUUUGACAUCUUAUCCUA
Nicotiana attenuata is the source of this 1850-nucleotide messenger RNA. RefSeq lists its product as uncharacterized. The transcript is spliced from 4 exons. Bases 156 to 1415 code for a protein of 419 amino acids. The record is from RefSeq and is a predicted model, not a curated record. Lineage: Eukaryota; Viridiplantae; Streptophyta; Magnoliopsida; Solanales; Solanaceae.